Molecule: messenger RNA, 2086 nt
Organism: Halichondria panicea
Lineage: Eukaryota; Metazoa; Porifera; Demospongiae; Suberitida; Halichondriidae
Product: protein mono-ADP-ribosyltransferase PARP3-like
Exons: 11
Coding region: 98-1948 (616 amino acids)
Biological process (GO): protein poly-ADP-ribosylation; double-strand break repair
Cellular component (GO): nucleolus; site of double-strand break
Molecular function (GO): NAD+ poly-ADP-ribosyltransferase activity; NAD+-protein mono-ADP-ribosyltransferase activity
Source: RefSeq, a predicted model, not a curated record
ACCACAUGGAUGUAUCCAGCUUUUGAGGGGUGGGUCUCACUUUGUCUUGUUCAGUCUUGCCCUUUUCUCUGCUGCUGGUUUUCAGAACUCUUUCAGGAUGCCUCCCCGAAAGCGAAAGACAGCCCCAGAGCCAGAGCCUCCUGCCAGUGACCUGGAGCCUAGUAAGAUGAAGGUGGCUGAGCUCAAAGAGGAGCUGACUAAAAGAGGUUUGGAAAUAUCUGGCAAGAAGGCUGAUCUGAUGGCCAGGCUGGAAGAAGCUAUGGAGCUGGAGGAUGAUGGUCCAUCCCCACCCAAGAAAAUUAAGGGAAAAGCAGCUGAAUCAAAGCCGGCAGCGAAGGAAACAAAGAAAGCUCCUGCUAAGAAGAAGGCUGUAAAGGAGGAGCCGGCUGCCAAAGGAGGGGUGAACGAGAGUGACUUCAGUAAAGCUGUCAAAGUGCUCACCAGUGCAAGCCCUGCCAAGAAGAAAAAGAAGAGCUUCAAUCGCAAGGUGGAUAGCUACGUAGCGGGUAGCAUGUAUCAGGUGUACGAGGACUGGGACUGUAUGUUAAACCAGACCAAUAUCGGACAGAAUAACAAUAAGUUCUAUGUCAUCCAAAUUCUUCAAAACAAAUCUUUUACGAAUUUAUAUGGGGUCUUCACAAGAUGGGGCCGUGUAGGUGAGUCUGGUUCAAAUGAUCAUAAACACACCACGGAUAUUGAAGAGGCGAAAAAGAUAUUUGCUAAGAAAUUCCAGGACAAAACUAAAAAUAAGUGGGACAACAGAGAUAACUUUGUCCCAGCUCACGGCAAGUACACCCUGCUGGAAAUGGAUGAUGAGGAUGGGGAUGAGGAGGAGGUGCGUGUCAAGCUGGCAGCACUGGACGAAGCAGAUGGUCCAGCACCAGUGAUGAAACCUUGCUCCCUUGACAAGCCAACUCAAGCUCUUAUUAAGCUCAUCUUUGACAACGAUAUGUUCAGGGAAGCCAUGAAGAGUCUCGAAAUAGACACCAAGAAGAUGCCACUUGGGAAAUUGAGCAAGUCACAGUUAGCAAAAGGAUUUGAAGCUCUGGAGGCCAUUGAGACAGCCCUCAAAGCUAAGGCUUCUCGCUCUAAGCUGGCUGAACUAACGUCUAAGUUUUACACCAUAAUUCCUCACGACUUUGGCAGAAGGACACCUGCUGUUAUUGUGGACCCCGAAAUACUGCAGAAAAAAUUCGACAUGCUUUUGGUGCUUGGAGACAUUGAAAUUGCUCAAGGGCUGCAGCAAAAAAGUGAUACCAAGGCAAAGGUGUCUAGUGAAGAGGUGCCUCAUCCAUUUGAUGUCAAUUAUGAGUCCCUGAAGGCUGACCUAGUUCACUUGGAGAAGACUUGUGAUGAGUUUGCUGUUUUGGAGAAGUACCUGAAGGCAACUGAACCACAGUGGAGGAAGGUGGAGAUACUGGAUGUCUGGAAAAUGGACAGGGAGGGUGCUAGUGACAAGUUCAAGACUCAUGACGCCAUUUCCAAUCGUCGACUUCUAUGGCAUGGCACUAAUGUGGCGGUGGUGGCAGCUAUUUUGAAGUCUGGGCUGCGUAUCAUGCCUCACUCGGGAGGUCGAGUAGGCAAGGGAAUCUAUUUUGCCUCGGAGUGCAGUAAAUCUGCUGGAUAUGUGAGGACCUCAGGCAAUGGUACUGGCAUUAUGUUCCUCAAUGAGGUUGCCCUUGGUAAUGAACAUCAUAUCACCUGCGAUGACCACACCCUAACAAAAGCUCCUUCUGGGUUUGAUUGUGUCAUUGCCAAAGGCAGAACAGAACCUGAUCCUAAGGAUGAUGCUAGCAUUGUGCUGGAUGGAAAAACCGUAACUGUUCCACAAGGAAAGCCCAUUCCUUUCUCCAAGUUUUCAAUGAGCAGUUUCUCACAGAGCGAGUAUCUGGUGUACAAGGAGAGCCAAGCACGCAUCCGCUACCUUCUCAAGUUGAAGUUUAGCUAGUAAAAGCAGACAGUAGUGAAAGCAGACAGUAGUGUUUCAAUAUGCUAGUGGAGUCCUAGUCUGUUAUUCGUGCAUGUAGUAUUAUAAGGUACUGGGUUUGUUUUGAUGUACAUGUAUCAUUGUACAUUAUUGUCAUGA